Molecule: messenger RNA, 2792 nt
Organism: Nilaparvata lugens (brown planthopper)
Lineage: Eukaryota; Metazoa; Arthropoda; Insecta; Hemiptera; Delphacidae
Product: cytochrome P450 4C1
Exons: 13
Coding region: 523-2061 (512 amino acids)
Molecular function (GO): monooxygenase activity; heme binding; oxidoreductase activity, acting on paired donors, with incorporation or reduction of molecular oxygen
Source: RefSeq, a predicted model, not a curated record
AGAUUCAGAGCCAGUACCUGGUGGGUCAGUGGUUAUUUGAACCUGGAAAUAAUUUGCUAAAGAAGCCUAAUAAUUGUCUAUAACUGUGUAACUGUGUUUGAGUCUGAGUGUUAUUGUUUAAAAAUGUGAAGUAAUAUGGUGAAAUAGAUGUUGCUGUUGUUUUGAUUCAGUAUCAGCCGGCCACCAAUUUAACGAUAAUAAUAGGCCUAGGCUCAACGCCUGAUAAAACUGCCUCCCGAAUUGGUCAGAGAGCCAGUCGGCAACAAGCCGUCAGUAUAAGAACACUGGUCAUCCAGAGCGGUUCUAGACCGGUACUGCCAUAUCGGCACUCUGCGUAUCUCAAGUUCUCUUAUUAUUAUCAUUUAGCUUUAAUUUUAAUUACUUUGAUCCGGUGAGAAUGUUUUAAAUAUUUGAUUGUUAGAAUAUUAGGUCUUUUUUAUGUCAACGUUUUAGUUUAUGGUUUUGCAGGACAAUUGAAACGACUAUCGGCCAAGUGGUCUUCAGAAAACCUGAUCUACAAAAAUGACGCAUCCUAUGAUAUCUUCUACUUUGGCGUCAUUCGUGCUUACUAUUAUCGUAGCUUAUAUAGUCAAGAUCAUCUAUAGAAGAAUACUAUUUUUAAGGAAAUUCAAAGGAUUACCUGGCCCUAAAGCUUAUCCACUCAUUGGGAGUUCUAUGGACAUUUUAUUUUUGAAGCGGAAUGAAUUGAUGAAACUGAAUGCUGAGAGGAGAGAAGAAUACAAAUCAAUCUAUUUGCAAUGGUCUGGCCCAUUUGCAGAAAUCCAUCUUCUGAGGCCAGAAUAUGCUGAGGUAGCAUUGAAAAGUACUGUGAACAUAACAAAAUCGUUGGCGUAUGACUUCCUGAAUGAUUGGCUUGGUACUGGUCUACUAACAAGUGCAGGCAGAAAAUGGCAAGAGAGACGAAAAAUGAUUACACCUGCGUUCCAUUUUGGAAUUCUGGAGGACUUUGUUGAGACAUUUGGUGAGAAGAGUAGGUUUCUUGUGAAUUUAUUGGAAAAGAAGGAAUUUGGUAAAGAGUUCAACAUAUAUCCAUUGAUAACAAACUGUGCACUAGACAUCAUUUGCGAGUCAGCAAUGGGUACCCCGGUGAAUGCUCAGGAAAAGAGUGGAUCAGAGUAUGUGAAAGCGGUCUUUGAUGUCAGUGAACUGAUACUCCACAGAGCUUUGAGACCAUGGCUGUUUGCGGAUAACGUAUGGAAGAUGUCAAGUAAAGGGAGAGAAUUUUACAGCAAACUGAAAACUCUCCAUGAUUUUACGGAUAAAGUAAUCAUGGAACGAAGAGCGGUCAGAGCCAUUUCAAAGAAUUCAAUUCAUUCCGAAACAGAUGAUGGAGUUGGGAGAAGGAAGAAGAGAGCUUUCCUAGAUUUGCUCCUGGAGGCAUCUGAAAAUGGACAUGAAUUAUCGCAAGCUGAUAUAAGAGAGGAAGUUGAUACAUUCAUGUUUGAGGGACAUGACACAACUGCGGCCAGUAUUGCCUGGGUGAUAUUUCUCUUGGGAAACAACCCUGAAGUUCAGGACAAAGUAGUGGAAGAAUUGAAUGAUAUCUUUGGUGACUCAGAUCGGUUGGCUACCAUACAUGAUCUGAAUAGCAUGAAAUAUUUGGAAAUGGUCAUUAAAGAGACACUAAGACUUUAUCCGAGUGUACCCUUUAUUGGACGGCUUGUAACUGAAGACUUUGUUGUGGGUCCCCAUAAAAUCCCAGCGGGUGUUUGGUUAAACAUUGAAUUAUUCAACGUUCAUAGAUGUAAAGAUCAUUAUCCUGAUCCAGAAAAGUUCAACCCAGACAAUUUUCUGCCAGAAAAGAUGCAAAAUCGACAUCCAUUUGCAUACGUCCCCUUCAGUGCUGGCCCUAGAAAUUGCAUUGGUCAAAAAUUCGCUCUACUUGAAGAGAAAACAGUACUAUCAUCUAUUUUGAGGAAAUUCAGAGUAGAAUCAACUGAGAAGCAGGAAGAUAUUUGCUUGAUAAUGGAUCUUGUUCUUCGACCCGAGUCUGGUGUCAAAAUCAAAAUGUACCCUAGAGACGACAAAAAUACAAAGUAGGCAGAUAAUUAAUGAGUUGGGAUGAAAGUGUUCUCAUCAUCUGAUAAUGAUAAAGUAUCGGCUCAGAGAAUGAGGUGUGAAAAUUAAACUGAUGUUGGAAUAGAUCUUCAAUCUUUGCUCUUCAUGACGUGGAGAGCCUCAUCCAAGUUCAAUGCAUGGUUUCUUAGUUAAUGUUCUGAAGAGUUUAAUUAUUUAAUACAAAGAGAUUCAAAUCUGAUCAUGACCAUGACCUAUAUUUAGGUACGGUACCGUAUCAUCCAUUCAUGCUGAAUGAGGAAAAGAUUUAAAUUCUGGAAUAUUGAAUAAUCUCUCACCAUCAACCAUGUAUAAAUGAGAGGCAUUCAACUUUGCUAGGUAUUUAUUUCAAAUAUGAUUCUCCACUGUAGACUGACUGACACAUUUUUAGCUUUACGUGACAUGUUUGAAUUAUUUUUGUAGGCUCAUUAUACAAUGUAUCAUCAUAAUUAUUCACUGGAUGAACGUGGUCCAAUUAUUGGAUGAAUGAAGCAUUAGAAAAGGAAUAAUGUAAAUAUGAUACAAUAUAUAAUAUAAUACAUUUACAAGAUUUUAAUGUACUGAAAGUGUGCUUUUACUUUGAUUAUAUAGAUUAAUAGAUUUUAGUAGUUAUUUAUGAUAAUAUAUAGUGGUCUUCAAAAUACCUGCAAAUGUAUGGUAAUUGAAAAUGAAAUGUAAUAACUUAAGGGUUUUGAAUCUCAAUUUUGUUCCAAAUA